AUGGUCGUUUCCACUACCACCGUCGUCAUGACAUCACCCUCUCCCCUCUCUUGGUCUCACGAGCAGCAUCCUCAGCUACUCUCGCACGACGAUUAUAUCGACUUGCGCAAUAUCCAGGACCACCAGCUGAAAGUCGAGUUCACAUCCGUUCGAUGUUCUAUCGACCUUGUGCGGCAAGAACUCAAAAACGACAUCGGUUUCGUCAAGGCUCAGACGCAGCGCCUCGAAGCCCAGAACCAGCGCCUCGAAGCCCAGAUCCGUCAAUCACAUGCCUACAUGCGGAAUAACGCGUUGAAGAAUCCAACUCUCCCCAUCCGCCCUGUCGUUGUGUAUCGCCCUGAACAAGGCAUCCUCGAACCCGAACUCACACGAUUUCCCCGAAACGCAAACGAGUUUUAUUCCUUGAGGGACCCUCAAACGAAUCGACACCGGUCGAUGUUAGCUUAUCUCGCUGCCUUCUACGAUGUUCAACUUAGAACUGCAGACUAUCCUUCAGAAGACGACAGUAGCGACGACGAAACAUUUGACUGCCCGGAUGUUAUUGUGGAGAAGCUGGAGGACAUCCUUGGCUUGAACGAAGAUAAAUUUGUCAAGUUUCGGGAAAGAGCACGCCAAUUAGCAACGCAGACCCCCUCCAAACCUACCAAACGCUCGCAGGUUUUCCUCCCCGACGAGAAAUCAAACUUUAGUCCACGCCGACAGAGACUUGAGGUGCGUCCGAUCGGCGCCGAAGAUGACAGGCUACACAUUCACCAUACCGGAGGCCGCCAAAGUCCCAAAAGCGCCUCUUCAGAAGGCUUGACCAAUGCCCGUCUCGGAUGGGGGCCCCGCUCAACCCCUUCCUCGCGACGACUCCGAAUAAACUGUAUUCAAGAGCCCGAGUCUGUGUCUGUCGCACAUGGAUCUCAACCCGAGACACCGAAGACUGAAUCCGAGAUACCCGAGCCUAAGGCGACAGUUAGCGAAAGCCAGACACAUGCGUUCACGAGUCCGCGGGAACCAUAG
This is a messenger RNA of Colletotrichum higginsianum IMI 349063, 1005 nucleotides long. Its product is annotated as Wac domain-containing protein. The transcript has a single exon. The coding region runs from base 1 to 1005 and encodes 334 amino acids. The record is from RefSeq and is a predicted model, not a curated record. NCBI's taxonomy places the organism in Eukaryota, Fungi, Ascomycota, Sordariomycetes, Glomerellales, Glomerellaceae.